Mytilus californianus (California mussel) is the source of this 705-nucleotide messenger RNA. Its product is annotated as GTP-binding protein RAD-like. Gene Ontology annotation, cellular component: plasma membrane. The record is from RefSeq and is a predicted model, not a curated record. The transcript is spliced from 5 exons. Bases 1 to 705 code for a protein of 234 amino acids. NCBI's taxonomy places the organism in Eukaryota, Metazoa, Mollusca, Bivalvia, Mytilida, Mytilidae. Gene Ontology annotation, molecular function: GTP binding; GTPase activity; calcium channel regulator activity.
AUGAAAUCUAGAUUUCCGAGUGACGCAUCAAAUAGUUCUACUUCUUGGAGUUGCUCAUCUUCUUGUUCAACUGGAUACUACAGGGUAUCCAUAAUGGGUGCUAAUGGUGUUGGUAAAACAGCAUUGAAAAAUUGCUUUAUGAGCUCAGAGUAUAUUUCGUCUUCAGAAUUGGUUAUCCAUGAAUUCGAUGAAAACACACUCACUGUUGUAGUCGACAAUGAGGAAUCUACAAUGGAAUUCAUAGAUUUUUCAUCCGUUCAGAAAGAUGAUUUACCAGUUGAUGCAUGUGUUGUUGUGUUAUCUGUCCACGAUAGCGGUUCGUUUACAAUAGCAGAAGGAUAUUUACAUUAUCUGCGCAAUGAACUUGAUAGUGAUAGACCAAUCAUAUUAGUCGCAAACAAAAUUGAUCUAGUCAGAAAACGACAAGUAACCACAGAAGAAGCACGUAAACUCGCCAUGGAAUUCGACUGCAAAUACAUCGAAACAUCUGCUGUGUUAAAUCAUAAAGUUGACGAACUAUUAGUAGGAAUAUUAAAACAAAUAAAACUGAAGCUUAACCCAGAGGCCAUUGAAAAAGCAGGGAUGCUGUCUCAGGACAAAGGAAAAAAACAUUCAUCACGUAAAGGACCUAAAAAGCUUCUAGAUAAACUCUUUAGAAGAAACUGUAAAUCUUUAUCGAGAUUAGAAAAUUUGUUUGAUCUGUGA